CGAACGGGCCAAGAUGUCGGCCCUGAUGGGGCUGGGCGCUUGCGGCGUCUCGGUGCUCUUCUUCGGCUCCAUGUUCGUCCCGAUCAAGAAGUUUGAUGCUGGCGAUGGCCUCUUCGUGCAAUGGGUGAUGUCGGGCGCGAUCGUGUUGGUUGGCUGGAUCUGCUGGGGUCUCCGCUCGUUCCCCGGCUUCUACCCGCUAGCCAUCUUCGGUCUGUUCGGCAUGCAGGCGCACCCACCGGCUUCAUCGAUUCUCAACUAUUUGGGGCUCGCACUGGUGCUCACGGGUGGCUUCCUCUUCUCGCGUGUAAAAGGCAACGCUGAUGAGACGGAAGACGACACGGCUGGCAAACGGAUCACGCUUCAUCUUCAGGAUGAUCAUCAACUGGAAAACGUGGUAGCCCUGACGAACGGCGAGUGCGAGAAGCUGAAUGCAAAGCGAAAGGCAUCUGGCCGUGGCCUUGGCAUCGUCCUUGCUCUAAUCUCCGGCUGCUUCUACGGGCUGACGUUCGUGCCAGUGAUCUACAUGCAAGACAACCUGGACAAGUUCCCGGGGGCUCCUGUUGACGGGCUGAGCUACGUCUUCUCGCACUAUUUUGGAAUCUUCAUCUCUGGCACUGCACUGUUUCUCGGAUACGCGAUUUUCAAGAAAAACAAGCCAAUAAUCAACCCGGAAAUCACGCUGCCCUCUUUGCCGGCGGAC
Molecule: messenger RNA, 700 nt
Organism: Mesorhabditis spiculigera
Lineage: Eukaryota; Metazoa; Nematoda; Chromadorea; Rhabditida; Rhabditidae
Source: the annotation of a GenBank genome assembly